This is a messenger RNA of Hyaloscypha bicolor E, 1602 nucleotides long. Its product is annotated as general substrate transporter. The record is from RefSeq and is a predicted model, not a curated record. The transcript is spliced from 7 exons. The coding region runs from base 1 to 1602 and encodes 533 amino acids. Gene Ontology annotation, biological process: carbohydrate transport; transmembrane transport. Gene Ontology annotation, molecular function: carbohydrate:proton symporter activity. Lineage: Eukaryota; Fungi; Ascomycota; Leotiomycetes; Helotiales; Hyaloscyphaceae. Gene Ontology annotation, cellular component: membrane.
AUGGUCGCUAUCGGUGUUGCAACCCACGAUGCGGCGUUGGAGGCCGCGCAGGCUGAGGCCCCUGAGUUUGAGAAGGUAACCUGGCACUCUGACCCAGGUUUGCGAAAGCUUUACUUUUGGUGUGCCGUUCUCUGUGUUGCGUCCGCAACCACCGGUUACGAUGGAAUGAUGUUGAACACCUCUCAAAAUAUUACACUAUGGCAAACUUAUUUUGGCACUCCCACAGGAAGUAAAUUGGGUUUCAUGAACUCCGUUUACCAAAUUGGUUCCUUGAUCUCUUUCCCUCUCGUACCUUAUAUGGCAGAUUGGUGGGGGCGUAGAACUCCUAUUGCUGUUGGUGGUAUCUUCAUGAUUCUCGGUGGUUUGAUCGGAACUUUUGCCAACGGCUACGGAAUGUAUGUCGCUGGUCGAUUCAUCCUUGGUUUCGGCAACUCCUUGGCUCAAAUGUCCUCCCCCGUUUUACUUACUGAGCUUUGCCAUCCCCAACAUCGUGGCCGAGUCACCGCCAUCUACAACUGUCUCUGGAAUUUGGGUGCACUUUUCGUCGCCUGGAUCGCUUGGGCCACCUCCACAAUCCCCAACGAUUGGUCAUGGAGAACUCUCGCACUUCUCCAAUGCAUGCCUGCCCUGAUUCAACUCACAUUCAUCUACUGGGUCCCAGAAUCUCCUCGUUGGCUCAUCUCCAAGGAGCGUUAUGAAGAGGCCGAGACUAUCCUCGCCUAUUACCACGCCAAUGGUGACAAGCAAAACGCAACAGUUGCCUUCGAGUUCCGCGAAAUCAAGGAAACCCUGAGACUCGAAUUCGAAUACAAGAAGACUAGCAGCUACCUGGAUUUCAUGAGAACCAAGGGCAACCGAUACAGGUUGGCUCUCCUCGUCUCCCUUGGUGUCAUUUCCCAGUACUCUGGAAACGCUCUGUUCUCCAACUACAUCAAUCUUAUCUAUAACAGCAUGGGCAUUACAGAGCAAAGCAAGAAGAUUCCCCUCAACGGAGGCCAAACAUUGCUCAGUUUGGUUGUCAGUGUCAGCUGUGCUUUCCUCGUUGAUCGCGUGGGACGACGACCACUCUUCCUGACUGCGACCACCGGAAUGUGUUUGAUGUUUUUGGCAUGGACUAUUACUGCUGCGAAGUUCGAGCAAAGUAACAAGACUGCAGUGAAAUCCGCAGGAUAUCCGCAGGUUGCCUUCGUCUGGCUCUUCGGCGUUUUCUACUCACUCGCAUGGUCCGGUCUUCUCGUCGCAUACGCGCUCGAGAUUCUCCCUUACAAAUUGAGAGCGAAGGGACUCAUGAUCAUGAACUUGACUGUCCAAGCUGCGUUGGUACUUGGCAACCAGACCAACCCAAUCGCUUGGGAAAAUGUCCACCCGCAAUACGGCUUCAUUGCAUUCUACACCGUCUGGAUCUUCAUCGAACUCGCAUUCGUCUACUUCUUCUACGUUGAGACUCGAGGACCAACUCUUGAGGAACUGGCUAAGAUCUUCGACGGAGAGAACGCUGAGGUUGCACACUUGGACAUGAACCAGGUCGAGAAGGAGACGCAGGCAGAGCAUGGACCUCUGGACGAGAAGCGGGCCGUGGAGAUAAACACCUCCACCGCCUAA